CAAAAAUAAACCAAACGAAUCCCGACCCCUUCUCCGCCUCUUCUUCCUCCUCCCCUCCCCUCCCCUCCCCUCCUUCCCUUUCCUUUCUCUCCUCUCCAAUCGCCAUACUUCCCGCUUCCCGCUUUGACCGCCUCCCCUUCCCCCAUAUCAUCUCCCCUUCCUCUCCUCCACUUCCCGCCCGCGCGAUUCACCCAAGAGAGAUGUCAAUGUGGCGCUUCUCCCGCUCCCUCCUCCGCGCCGCCGCCACCACCACCACCGCCACCGCGGCGUGUGCCUCCGCGUCCACGGCGGGGAAGCAUGCCGCGUCGCGGAGGUGGGUGACGCCGCGUGAGCUCCAGAGGUGCUGGUACGCGUCGCUCCCGGCGGCGGCGGCGGCGGUGCCGGGGAAGGACGGGGAGGCGGAGGUGACGGCGGAGGAGGCGAGGAGGCUGAUGCGGCUGGCGAACGUGGAGGCCCUGAAGCGGAAGCUCGGGGACGGCGAGGUGAUCCCGUACGCGGAGCUGCUGCGCGCGUGCGAGGAGGCCGGAGCCGCCAGGACGCGCGCCGAGGCCGCGGCGCUCGCCGGCGCGCUCGACGAGGCCGGCGUCGUGCUGCUCUUCCGCGACAAGGUCUACCUCCAGCCCGACAAGAUCGUGGAUCUUGUAAGAAAAGCUAUGCCACUCGCGCUGACACCUGAGGAUGAUCCAAGAAAGGAAGAACUCAAGAAGCUGCAGACACAGUUGGAAGAUAUAAACAAGCUCGCACACAAGCAAGUUCGUAGAAUCCUCUGGUCUGGGCUAGGGUUCUUGAUCACACAGGUUGGGCUCUUUUUCAGGCUCACCUUCUGGGAGUUCUCGUGGGAUGUCAUGGAACCCAUCACCUUCUUCACCACCACGACAGGCCUGGUUGUAGGGUAUGCCUACUUCCUCAUCACAUCAAGGGAUCCAACUUACCGAGACUUCAUGGAGAGGCUGUUUGAGUCUCGGCAGAAGAAGCUGAUUCAGAGGCAGAACUUCAACCUGGAUAGGUACCUGGAGCUCCAGAGGCGCUGUAAAGGUCCUUUGGAGAAGAUGUGUGGCACAAACCAAACUCCCAACCCUGACAUGGCUCACCUUCACGAGUUGUCCGUUAACAAAUGACAACCUUCGCUCAAACACUAAUCUACCAUUGCUUCUUUUCUUGUUCAAUUUUCUUGGAGUAAUGAUCAAGAAAAUACUAGCAAAGCUGAUAUUUUGCAUUGCCGAGGUGGACAUAUUUCUUUUGCGACCCUUUUUAUGGUCUUCCAUUAUGCAAAUGUGUAGGUUUAAUAGCUACUAUAAUCCUUUUUUGUAACAAUGCUGAAGCACAAGCACAUGAUAGUUGGAAGGAAAGCUUUACAUGUAUGAUCAUAUGACCAGAAGCUUUACCGAGAGCUGUGUAUCUCUGCAGCCACUGCUAAUCUACUGUGCAAUGUGGACAGAUUCAUUAGCUUUAUGGUCUUUUUGGUCGAUUUCGAAUACUUGCCAUA
This is a messenger RNA of Oryza sativa Japonica Group (Japanese rice), 1486 nucleotides long. RefSeq names its product calcium uniporter protein 6, mitochondrial. Gene Ontology annotation, cellular component: uniplex complex; mitochondrial inner membrane. The record is from RefSeq and is a predicted model, not a curated record. Gene Ontology annotation, biological process: mitochondrial calcium ion homeostasis; calcium import into the mitochondrion. Lineage: Eukaryota; Viridiplantae; Streptophyta; Magnoliopsida; Poales; Poaceae. Gene Ontology annotation, molecular function: uniporter activity; calcium channel activity.